AUGAUAGAAGAGCUCGAGCAAAUCCUGUUACAGCUGACACAGCCCGACAAUGCCAUUAUACAGCAGGCCACAGUCCAGCUGAAACAGGCUUUCAAAGACCCAGCUAUAAUACCAGCCCUUUGUGCUGUCAUGAGUGGCUCCCAAAACCCUGAGAUUCGCCAGUCAGCCGCGGUGAUGCUGAGGUUAAGAGUGAAGAAACAUUGGAAUAAGAUCAGCCCUAAUGACAGAGAGAGCCUAAAAGCGGUGGUGCUCCAAGCCUUCUCCCUGGAAGCAGAACACAAGGUGCAGCACUCUCUCUCCCAGCUGUGUGCAAUGAUGGUCAAACAUGAAACCCCAGACCGCUGGCCCGCUCUACUGCAGCUCCUUAACCAGUCCACCAAGAGCGCCAAUCCUCACGACAGACGGGUUGGCCUCCUGCUGCUGAAUAAAGUUAUAGAAUCCAAUCCUGAACCUUUCAAACCUCACUACUGCCAGCUGCUGCACCUGUUCAGCACCGUGCUGCAGGACUACAGCAACCCCUCAGCACUCUACUACUGCAUCCUCACCCUCACCGCCAUUACUGCGUACACCGGCACCGAAGAGAUGAAGGAAAUGCGUGCCAUCAUUCCGAGUCUGAUUCUUGCUCUGAAACACCUCAUCAAGGCAGACGAGACCCAAGCCAUUGAAGCCAUGGAGGUGUUAAUUGAGCUCAUGGAAAUUGAAGUGUCCAUCAUUGUCCCCCACAUCGCAGACAUUGUCCGCUUCUGCCUGGAGGUGGGAAGUGACACUACGCUGAGUGACUCUUUGCGAGUGAAAGCGCUCUCCUGCAUCACCUUCCUCAUCAAGCUGAAAAGUAAUUCGGUGUUGAAGCUGAAGCUACUAAAUCCCAUCCUGCAGAGCAUUUUCCCCAUUCUGACUGCAGCGCCCCCGCCUGGCGAGCAAGACCCAGAGGAUGAAGAGGACGACGGUGGCGACCCCAAUGACAGCGACAACCCCAAACACGGCGCGGCUCAGAUGAUUGACACUAUGGCGCUCCAUAUGCCUCCAGACAAACUGUUUCAUCAACUUGUGCCUCUAACUCAGGCCUGUCUUAGCAGUGAGAACCCUUAUCAAAAGAAGGGCGGUCUCAUGUGUCUCGCUGUGCUGGCUGAGGGGUGUGCAGACUACAUACGCUCCAAGAUGCUGUCAUCAGUGCUGCAGACUGUCUGCCAGAGUCUGUCAGACAGCAAUAGGGUGGUGCGCAGCGCCGCCCUUUUUGCUCUCGGACAGUUUUCUGAAUAUUUACAGCCUGAAGUGAGUAAGUACUGUGCAGAGUUGAUGCCUUUGCUGCUGGGAUACCUCACGUCCCUGAACGAAGCCAAGAUCGGCCACGUCACAAAGGCGUUUUAUGCUCUGGAAAACUUCAUGGAGAACCUGGGAUCUGAUAUUGAGCCCUACCUCCCCACCCUGAUGGAGACCAUGUUGUCUGCCCUCAGGAAUGCAGAAGACCUGAAAAUCAAAGAGCUGGCCGUGUCGGCUAUAGGUGCUAUAGCUAAUGCAGCCAAGGAGUUGCUGGUUCCCUAUUUCCCUCCAGUGAUCGAAAGCCUGAAAGGUUUUCUCAUCGCCACCACAGAGGAGAUGAGGCCUCUGCAAAAUCAGUCCCUCGACACUCUAUCUGUACUGGCCCGCAUGAUCGGCAAGGAAGUCUUCAGUCCUCUCGCUGCAGAAUGUAUUCAGCUCGGACUCAACCUCACCGACACCAUCGACGAUCCCGACCUGCGACGAUGCACGUAUGGUCUGUAUUCAGCUGUCUCCACCGUCUCGCCCGAAAGCCUGAUCCCCCACCUCACUGCCAUAACAACUGUGAUGCAACUCGCUCUGAAGUCUAAUGAAGGCAUCACGGCCCACCUCGAUGAAGACAAGACCUUCGUCCUGCUCGACGACGACGACGACGACGAUAACGGCAACAACGCAGGAGGAAAAACCGACGAGGACUUUUUGGAAGACGACUCGGAGGCAGACAUCCACGACGUCGCAGGGUUCAGCGUGGAAAACGCCUACAUUGAUGAGAAGGAGGAUGCCUGUGAAGCCCUGGGAGAGAUCGCCUUAAGCACAGGGGUCGCCUUCCAGCCUUUCCUGGAGUCCAGCUUCCAGCAGGUGUUUGAGAUGAGAGAUUUUCCCCACGAGGACGUCCGCCGGGCAGCACUGGGUGCUCUGGGUCAGUUCUGUCAGGCUCAGCACAAAGUCUGGACUGAGAAUCGCACUGAGACCAACCACCAGGCCCUGAUGAAGUUGAUGGACGUGGUUCUCCCGUGCUUUGUGGAGACGGUGCGGAUGGACCGGGAGCGGCCCGUCGUCAUGGGCGUCCUGGAAGCCAUGAACGCCAUGAUCAAGUCCUGCAAGGAGGAAGUGUUCAGAAACCCUUCACACCUCAAGGAGAUCAGCAACGUCAUCCGAGACGUGCUGAAGAAAAAGACUGCUUGCCAAGACAGUAGCACCGACGAGGUUGAUGAUGAAGAACAACAGGCAGAGUUUGAUGCUAUGCUGCAGGAGUUUGCAGGAGAAGGGAUUCCCCUGGUGACCGCCAGCGUUCCCGCAGAAAAGUUUGCUCCUUACCUUAAUGAUCUAAUGCCUCUCAUCAUGAGCAAAGCUAAAUCGUCCUGCACGGUGGCCGAUCGCUCCUUUUCCUUGGGGACGAUUGGAGAAAUCCUCCACGCUCUGGUGAACGUGUCAGGAGGCCGGGGGGUGGCGGGCCGACUGUCCAAUCGCCUGCUUCCCGUUCUGGUCGCCGGAGUGAAGGACAGCGACGCUGAGGUCCGCAACAACAGCGUGUUCGGGCUGGGAUGCCUGGCUCAAGCUGCCGGACCGCUCGUCGUGUCAGACUAUCCCAUGAUGCUGUCUGUGUUUUCAAACAUGCUGGGCAAGGAGUCCGACCUCCGAGUGAUCGACAACCUGUGUGCUGCCCUCUGCAGGAUGAUCAUGAGCAACGUGGACGCCGUCCCUCUGGAGCAGGUUGUAACUGCUCUGGCGACACAUCUUCCACUUAAAGAAGAUCAGGAGGAGAACCAGACGGUGUUUAACUGCCUGACGAUGCUCUACAAACACAAUCCUGUCCUGGUGGUGAAGUUAAUCAAGCCCAUUGUUGCUGCUUCCAGUCACGUCGUUGGCCACAAGGAUGUUGAUAAAGAAACCCAGAGCACCGUGGUUUCGCUGAUGAAAGAAUUGGCCCACAAGCAUGGUGCAGAGUUCCAAGCAGCGGCGGCCUCCCUCCCCGCAGAGCAGCAAGCCAAACUCGGCGCUGCCGUCACCUCCUCGUAGCCCCAACACGUUCCUCGUCUUCCCUUCAAACAGUAAAACAGUCUGACAGGACAACGAAUGUUGCACUGUAGGAGGGGAAGGGGGACGUUUGUCUGUUUGACAUAAAUAUAGCACUUCAGCCACUCUACUGGUUUUACUGCAUUCAUAAGUUCUUUGUCUAAUUUAUUUGCAUCCCAGUCUCUUGUGUUAAACGUUUCCAAGUUCAUUCGGUAUUUAGAAGUUCUGUUUAACAUUCUCUUUGAGUUCUGGUUUUUGUUGAUCUUGUAAAAUUAUCAUUUUCACUCAAACAGCGACAAAGUUUACAGUUUCCCCCAAGUGGUAUGAGGUAAGGAGUUUAGAUUACUGAUUAAUUUCCUGAUAAGUUCACCAGUUUUUGUUCUGAACUCAUUUAAGUGCCUAUUUUUUUUUCCAUAAUCUUAUGCAAAGUAGAGACUGUUUAACCUAUGAAGUCAAUUUCCACUGCCUCAUACAGAGGUCUCUUUGUAGUUUUACACCAUUAGUGGUCUAAUACCACCUCACAAACUAGAAUUCACUCAAAAAACUCUUACUGUUUUCUGAUUUAGACGGUUAUUAUUGCUCAGUAAGUUAUCCUGUCAGUAUAUGCUGCACAUCUCCCAUCUUAUGAUCACACGUGUUGCAGAAAGUAUAAAACAAAA
Messenger RNA from Xiphophorus couchianus (Monterrey platyfish), 3932 nucleotides. RefSeq names its product importin 4 (gene ipo4). The transcript has 30 exons. The record is from RefSeq and is a predicted model, not a curated record. Gene Ontology annotation, molecular function: small GTPase binding. Gene Ontology annotation, biological process: protein import into nucleus. NCBI's taxonomy places the organism in Eukaryota, Metazoa, Chordata, Actinopteri, Cyprinodontiformes, Poeciliidae. Bases 1 to 3276 code for a protein of 1091 amino acids.